AUGCCGCCAGUCGUGUUCGUGGGGCUUCUGGUUGCUUUAUACGUGUGGAAGUGCAUGAUGCUAGUUGUGUUCCAGAACAAGAUCAUAUAUAUGCCCGGAUUCCCUCCCAACUCACGAUGGGAGCUCAUCGACAACUACGCUGACCACUGCGGUGGAAUUAAGUGGACGAAUGAGAGGAUUCAAGCGGCGGAUGGGACAGACCUGGCAAUGGCCGUUACAACCGUCCCGAUGCAAAAGGGGAAGUUUCCUACAGAUAAGAAGGAUGCGAGGGCCCAUGUAUAUGUUCUUUACUUUCAAGGUAACGCCGCUUCGAUACCGCCACGAUUGCCGGAUCUGUCAUGGGUGCUUCGAAACGUCAGUGACAGCCACAACCCGGACCUGGCACCUCUACAGAUGACUUUUGUUUGCCUGAGUUACAGAGGUUACUGGACAUCCCGGGGCCGGCCCUCGGAAGCUGGUCUCAGGCGAGAUGCUGAAGCCGGUGCGCGCUGGAUUUCCGAAUAUCAUAAACAACUGUAUGGACCAGACAGGGAUGCUCCUGUACCCAUCCUUCUGCUCUGGGGACAAAGCAUCGGUUGCGGUGUGGCCACCAACCUUGCUGCGACAGGCAAGAUUCCACAGAAUUUGCCAGUCCGAGGCUUGCUCCUCGAGACCCCGUUCUUGUCGGUCAGGGCCAUGUUGGAGACGCUCUACCCUCAAAAGUGGCUCCCAUACAAACACCUUUGGCCGUUCCUACGCAAUCAUUUGGAUAGUUGGACAAAUAUGGAAACCAUUGCCAAGGCGGCGAGGGAAAAGGGAAGUCCGCCGCCAAGUAUGUACAUCCUUGAGGCCGAAAGAGACGAGCUAGUUCCCCCAGAACAUGCCGAGCGUCUGCUCGAAAAAUGCCAGGACCUAGGCUUGCCGGUUGAACGGGUCAAGUCCCCGGCGGCAUUUCACAGCGAUGCCAUCAUGAGAGUCGAAGGCAAGAGACUAGCUGCCCUUGGCAUUGUGCGACUGACCCAGAAAACAUUGGAUGUCGGCUGA
Molecule: messenger RNA, 1023 nt
Organism: Neurospora hispaniola
Lineage: Eukaryota; Fungi; Ascomycota; Sordariomycetes; Sordariales; Sordariaceae
Product: Alpha/Beta hydrolase protein
Exons: 2
Coding region: 1-1023 (340 amino acids)
Cellular component (GO): membrane
Molecular function (GO): palmitoyl-(protein) hydrolase activity
Source: RefSeq, a predicted model, not a curated record